CAGCAGGGCCUGCAAGGCAUGGGCUGGCCCAGCCCAGACUCCUCUAGCCAGCCCUGGUCAGGAGCCAGCAAAGGUGGGAGAAGGACUUGGGGAACAGAGAGAUCCUGAGAGAAGGAUGCUACAGCUGAGCCUGUCCUGGCUGGGCCUGGGGCCUGCAACAGCUUCCCUGUGGCUGUUCCUACCCCUGGCGGGGGCCUCCUGCCUCCUGGCUUACCUCCUGAGCCAGGCUUACGCUGUCUACGAAAUCUCCCACCGCCUUCGCUGUUUCCCUCAGCCCCCCAAACGAAACUGGCUCUUGGGUCACCUGGGCCUGAUCCAGAGCUCGGAGGAAGGGCUCCUGUACGUCCAGAGCCUGGUGCGGACCUUCAGGGAUGUGUGCUGCUGGUGGGUGGGGCCAUGGCAACCCGUCAUCCGCAUAUUCCACCCUGCCUUCAUCAAGCCUGUGCUCUUGGCUCCAGCUUCAGUUGCUCCCAAGGACACAGUCUUCUACAGUUUUCUGAAGCCCUGGCUGGGAGAUAGCCUCUUGAUGAGCGCUGGUGACAAGUGGAGCCGCCACCGGCGCAUGCUGACACCCGCCUUCCAUUUCAACAUCCUGAAGCCAUAUGUGAAGAUUUUCAACGCCAGCACCAACAUCAUGCAUGCCAAGUGGCAGCGCCUAGCCUCCAAGGGAAGCGCCCGCCUGGACAUGUUUGAACACAUCAGCCUCAUGACGCUGGACAGUCUGCAGAAGUGUGUCUUCAGCUUCAACAGCAACUGUCAGGAGAAGCCUAGUGAGUACAUCGCUGCCAUCUUGGAACUUAGUGCUCUGGUGGCCAGAAGGCACCAGAAGCUGCAUCUGCACGUGGACCUGUUCUAUCACCUCACCCGGGACGGGAUGCGCUUCCGGAAGGCCUGCCGCCUAGUGCAUGACUUCACUGAUGCCGUCAUCCAGGAGCGGCGCAGCACCCUCCCCGAUCAGGUCGAUGAUGAUGUCCUCAAGGCCAAGGCCAAGGCCAAGACUUUGGACUUCAUUGACGUGCUGCUGCUGAGUAAGGACGAACACGGAAAGGCACUGUCUGAUGAGGACAUCCGAGCAGAGGCCGACACCUUCAUGUUUGGAGGCCACGACACCACGGCCAGUGGGCUCUCCUGGAUCCUGUACAACCUGGCAAGGCACCCGGAAUACCAGGAUCGCUGCCGGCAGGAGGUGCGGGAUCUCCUGAGGGGCCGUGAGCCUGAGGAGAUGGAAUGGGACGACCUGGCGCAGCUGCCCUUCCUCACCAUGUGCAUCAAGGAGAGUCUGCGGCUGCACCCCCCGGUCAUGGCUAUCUCCCGUUGCUGCUCUCAGGACACUGUGCUCCCAGACGGCCGGGUCAUCCCCAAAGGUGUCAUCUGCAGAAUAAGUAUUUUCGGGACACAUCACAAUCCCGCUGUGUGGCCUGACCCGGAGGUCUACAACCCCUUCCGAUUUGACGCAGACAACGCCGAGGGCAGGCCAUCCCUGGCUUUUAUUCCCUUCUCCGCAGGGCCCAGGAACUGCAUCGGGCAGACUUUUGCCAUGAGCGAGAUGAAGGUGGCGCUGGCGCUGACGCUGCUGCGCUUCCGCGUCCUGCCAGACAGCGAGGAGCCGCGCCGGCAGCCGGAGCUGAUCCUGCGUGCAGAGGGCGGCCUGUGGCUGCGGGUGGAGCCGCUGAGCACGCAGUGACCCCACACCUGGCCUGGAACCCCAACUCUCUACCCCCCCCCCCCCCGCACAUUCCCAACAAUAAAAGUCUUGGUCGCCCGUGUCUGAGCUUCACCAAACAUCAGCAGAGAGCCUCUAGAGUCCAGGUGGCGCGCCUCCGGUGAGCCACAGGCAGCCAUGGAAGGUGUUUGAGAAGUAGAGAGGGACAGGUCGGAUUUAAGGGACAGGAAGAUUAAUAUUGAUUGUUACCCAGGAGGCAAGGCUCUGGGCACACCUGUGAGGGGUUCCCUGGAUUAAGUCAACUGAGGUGGAACGAUCCGUCGUAACUGUAGGUGGCGCCAUUACCGAGUUUGGGUUCUGUGUUGAAUAAAAAGGAAAAAGCUAGACUGACAGGUUAAGGUCAAGGACUCGGGUUCGGCUCCCAGCAUCCACAUGGAGGCUCACAACCGUCUGUGACUGCAGUUCCAGGGGGUCCCAAGUCCUCAUCUGCCUCCACAGGCACCAAGCAAGCGUGCAGCGUAGGCAAAACACCCACAGACUUUUUUGAGAGCUUACAGUUCCAGAGGGUGAAUCCAUGACUCGCAUGGUGGCAGCAGGCAGGCACGGUGCUGGAGAGCUUAUAUCUCAUCCACAAGCACGAGGUAGAGAGAGCGAACCUCUUAAGUCCGUCCGAGUGUCUCCCGCCCCACUCGGUGACACACCUCCUCCAACAAGGCCACUGAAUUAGUCAGGAUUCUUCAGAGAAACAUAACUUACAGACCGAAUACAUAUAAAAUGAGAUUUAUCAGAGUGGCUCACAGGCUGUGGCCUGACUGUUCCAACAAUGACUGUCUACCAAUGGGAAGUCCAGGGGUCCAAUAGUCGCUUGGUUUAUGAGGCGGGAUGUCUCAGCUGGUUUUUCGUAUAUGCUGGAAUCUUGAAGAAGUAGGCU
Messenger RNA from Peromyscus maniculatus bairdii (prairie deer mouse), 2594 nucleotides. Its product is annotated as cytochrome P450 4F3. Gene Ontology annotation, molecular function: arachidonate monooxygenase activity; leukotriene-B4 20-monooxygenase activity; iron ion binding. Lineage: Eukaryota; Metazoa; Chordata; Mammalia; Rodentia; Cricetidae. Gene Ontology annotation, biological process: arachidonate metabolic process; leukotriene B4 catabolic process. The record is from RefSeq and is a predicted model, not a curated record.